AUGCUUCUACGGAAACGCACUGCUAUUCUCAUUCGAACGAAGGCACUAAUGAAGCGUCUGAGCAAAGAGAAUGUCAAGCAGCUGGGACGCCAUCUUGGUAAACUAUCACAUAGCAAUCCCGGUCUGCUAUUUGACUUUAUGCUGCACAAUAUACAGAUGUUCACCAAUCUCAUUACCCCAGUUGUUGAUUCGUUGAAGUAUGUGAGCAAUCUCGGUUAUGAUGUCCUUGCAUUUUGUCUUAUCGAGGCGCUAGCGUCGGACAAAAAUAAGACAGAUUCAUUGGAAAUGGGAAGCAAUUUACAUGCUCUUGCUACCUUCACUGGAGCGUUGUGUAAGAAAUACCAAUUUGAUUUGGCGGGUAUUCUCCAAUACGUUUUGAAUCAACUUAAAGCUGGGAGAAGUGAGGAUCUACUGAUUCUACAGGAGAUCAUCCACCAGAUGGCGGGUUUGGAUCCCUACGAAGAGAUGACCAACGAGCAGCUGGAAGCAGCUUCUGGUGGAGAGAUUCUCCUCCAAGAAGGCGGCUACUAUGCCCAAAUUCGAAAUGCGCGUCGCAAUGCUAGUCGAUUGAAAGAGGCCCUUAUCGAGAAUAAAGUCAUAAUGCCGCUAGUCUUUCUGAUGGCGCAACAGAGGGAUGCUAUUCUCUACCUAGACGAUCCAGAACGACAUGUGAAAACCGCUGGGCGUCUCUACGAUCAGUGUCAAGGAACGUUAGUUCAGUUCAUUACCUUUCUCAGUCUUCAACUCACGAGGGAAGAGAUGCAGGCGCAAUGUUUCUCCAUUGAUCAAAUGAUGAGUGAGUAUUCUGUCCCUGCGGACACGGCCUUCUGCCUAUUUCGAAGCCUCUUCCUCCAGAAAGUUGCACACUUGUUUGAGGCGUCGGUAGAGAAGUCAGACGACGACGACAAAGGUGUAUCGGCAAAUAAGGCUGCUUAUGUUAAGGCGGCACGCACUGUCAUUGCUGAUGUGGCUCGCUCCAUCGAGCCGCUCUAUCCGCCUCGCGUUUGGGAAGAAUUGGGUACGGCGUUCUUUGCCACCUUUUGGUGUCUUGAGUCGGGCGACCUCGUUUUUCCCAGCGCCGCCUACCAGAGGCAGCGUCACAUCUUGCGUAGUCAGCUCGAUGCGAUCGAGCAGAACUCUGACCUGAAUUCAGAUAAGAAGCGACGCGAGAAGGAACGUUGUCAGACGCUGAUAAAUCGUCUGUCGAAGGAGCAGGACGCACGUAGGGUGCACGUUGACCGCAUUCGCGCCUGGUUGUUGUCGGAGCGAGACACCUGGUUCCAAACAAUGUCGGCCACCAAGACAGACACAAUAACUCAGUUUCUGCAGUUUUGCGUCUAUCCACGUGUGUUCUACACCGCCAGCGAUGCUGUCUACGCUGCCCAAUUCAUCCAUGUGCUCCACCAGCUGAAGGCUGCACAAUUCUCCACCCUAAUUUGUCUCGAUAGGAUUUUCAACGAUAUAACGUUGCCAGUAAGCAUAUGCACGGAGAAGGAGGCGCAUCGCUACGGUCGAUUUCUCUGCAAGGUCUUCGAGUUUGUUAUGCGGUGGCACUCUUCAGAGGAAAUAUUCAACCAAGAAUGUGGUCAAUAUCCAGGCUUCGUAACUGUUUUUCGCAAGGGCACGAAUGCGAACACAAAGGCGGACCAAUUGCAAUUCGAGAACUACCGGCACGUAGUACAUAAAUGGCACUACCGAGUGACUAAGGCGGCAGUUGCGUGUCUGGAGUCGGGCAACUACGCGCAAAUUCGCAAUGCUCUCAUUGUGCUUACACGCAUCUUACCACACUACCCUAAAAUUGGUCAAUUCGGUAGUGCUGUGGAACGAAGGGUCAACAAACUCAAGGAGGAGGAGAAGGAUAGGCGACCGGACCUGAAGGCAAGCUCUUCUUCCUCUUACUUCCUUCUUGAGACAGUCGCGUCUUACGCGGGUGUACUACGCCCCUUGAAAGCCAACUGGGUUUCAGAAGAAGAGUUUCAUGAGGUGGAGCAGAAGCCUACAACGAAAGUUCAGUCGUCCUCUCAGCACAGCCAGCUGUCGACCCUCCCACAGGCCUGUAACUCAACAGCAACAGUGGAGGCAUCUACCACCACGCUAGCCAGCACGACAACCGUGAACAGCUCAAGCACUGCCCCUACCAGCACUCGUGUCUCGCCUCCCGUCGACCCUGCGCGCACUCAUACCAUUCCGUCAUCAGAAGUAGUGAAGCCAGCUGUUGUUGUGCCGACUAACACCAAGUCUGUUAGGAACACAAGUGUUUCGUCUCAGAAGCGUGUUACUUCCAACGCACCUGGUGACGGUGGAAACUCCAGCUCGAUGGAACACAUUUCUGGUGACGAUUUAUGCGACCCACAGCAGCAGCAACAGCAAAUGAAAGAGGAUUCACCGACUCCAAUAUCCUCAAAGGAGAUGCGUCGUCUUCAGCGUAAGCGAGCAGCCGCUGCAGCUCUCCUCAGUAAUCCGACAGGCAACGUCUCCGGGAGCGACGUCGACGGUCGCGGAAACAAGGACGUUGCCUAUCUGGAUCUCGAUGACUUGCAUACUGGCAGUGUCGCACCAUCGUCGAAGAAGUCCAGAAAGGGUAAAGCACCCCUCCAUGCCGCACCUCUCAAAGUUUCCACUCUUGAGACACUGGAUUUUCGUCGAAUAGGCGGGCCUCCUCGUCCUCCAGCAUCGAUUGAGAAGCAGCGAACUGAAGAAGAAGGGGUGGAUCACAGGCAUCGGCGCUCUCCUGCAUCAGGCGGUCACCGGCGUCAUCGGUCCACCCGGCGGGCGUCUGGAGGUACUUCACCUUCUACACCGCCCUCAGCCUCACUGCUGCGCCACUCACGAAAAUAG
This is a messenger RNA of Hydatigera taeniaeformis, 2838 nucleotides long. Lineage: Eukaryota; Metazoa; Platyhelminthes; Cestoda; Cyclophyllidea; Taeniidae. The record is from the annotation of a GenBank genome assembly.